Neltuma alba is the source of this 991-nucleotide messenger RNA. RefSeq names its product transcription factor WER-like. Gene Ontology annotation, cellular component: nucleus. Lineage: Eukaryota; Viridiplantae; Streptophyta; Magnoliopsida; Fabales; Fabaceae. Gene Ontology annotation, biological process: regulation of DNA-templated transcription. The record is from RefSeq and is a predicted model, not a curated record. The transcript is spliced from 3 exons. Gene Ontology annotation, molecular function: sequence-specific DNA binding; DNA-binding transcription factor activity. Bases 43 to 834 code for a protein of 263 amino acids.
AUAUAUCAAUAUUUGAGUUGAAUCUUGAAGUGAAAGAAAAGUAUGGUAGCCGCGAUGGUUAUGGGUUCAGAGAAAGCGUGGAAGAAAGGGCCUUGGACUCUGGAAGAGGAUAAGCUGCUGAGUGAAUAUGUGAGCUUGCAUGGUGAAGGAAGGUGGAGUUCAGUGGCCAAGUUUACAGGGUUAAAUAGGAGUGGGAAAAGUUGCAGGUUGAGGUGGGUGAACUAUCUGAAGCCAGGGCUGAAGAAAGGCCACUUAACACCUCAAGAAGAAGCCAUCAUACUUGAAAUCCAUGCUAUGCUGGGUAACAAGUGGUCUACAAUAGCAAAAUAUUUGCCAGGUAGAACAGACAAUGAGAUUAAGAACUACUGGAGAACCCAUUUCAAGAAGAAAGACAAAUCCUCUCGUAUUAAUAAGAAGCAAGAAAAGAGAAGAUCAAGAAUUCUUAAACAGAUGAAACAACAUGAGCAGCAGCAGCAGCAACCUCAACAGUGCGAUGUGCAAAGCAGCAUCUCGUCUCAUGCAGAAUCAAACAAUCAAACAAACGUUUCUGCUGGGACUGUUCUAGAGGACACCUAUCAUCCAGUCACCACCAUGGAAGACCAAGAUAAUUACUUGCCUUUCAUGUACCAAGAUUACUUUCCCUCCCUGUGGCCUGAAAAUACUGUAGAACAAGAUGAAGGUUUGUGGGUUACAUUAUGGAACCUUGACGAAGAAAUACAAGGUCACAGGGACAAUCAGUUCAACCAAAAUGCCAUUCAUCAUAACCAGAUUACAACUUCCUGUUUCGAUGAUAUUUCCAACAACCUCUGCUUUGCAAAAUACAUGUCCGGCUGAACUGCCCGGACAAUUUAUGUUGUAUCUGUUCUGUGAUUGCAGCUAUGUUAUUGAGUAAAUUUUCUUUCUGAACUUUUUCCCUGCACUUGUAAAAUUGUAACUCAGUGAACCUAGCUAGCUAAAAGUGCUGUUCUAUAUGUUCAUUCGGCGUCUAUGU